Ceratotherium simum simum (southern white rhinoceros) is the source of this 1609-nucleotide messenger RNA. RefSeq lists its product as uncharacterized. The record is from RefSeq and is a predicted model, not a curated record. NCBI's taxonomy places the organism in Eukaryota, Metazoa, Chordata, Mammalia, Perissodactyla, Rhinocerotidae. Gene Ontology annotation, cellular component: cytoplasm.
GGGACAGAGGCAGGCCGGCCUGGACCGGCCUGGGGAGGCCCACAGGACUCUCUUCCGCAUCCAGCCCCUCGGAGCCACCAUGAGCCGGCCCCCAUCCCCAGGCCCAGGUGAAGCUGCUCUGGAGACCCUCCUGGGUGACCUCAUCAGCUACUACCGGGAGGGGGCAGGGGAAGGCCGGCUCAGGGUCUGCAGGCAAGCAGCCCUCACCCACAGGGCCCAGCGGCUCUUGGGCAGCGUGGCCCCUCCUCAGCUCUAUCUGCCUGAAGAUGUGGCCUCUGAUCUGGGGGCCACUCACUCCCGGGGGGCGCCCAGCUCUGCCCAGCAUGUCUGCCACAAACUGAUGCAGGCACUAGAGAUCCUGGAGCUAAUCUCUGCCAACCUACUUCUGUUUCCCUGGAGGAAGGAAAUCAGGUCCCUGAAGACGUACACAGGGAACUUCGUCUACUGGGUGAGGCCUGUGCUUUCCGAACACACACUGCACAGCAUUCUGGGCAGGCUAGGCUACGUGGCCACCUCGGAGGCUGAGUUUUCACUGGUCCAGGCCAUCAGCGAGGAGGACACCAAGCAGAUGGUUUUUGAGAUCUUCCUGGCGAGAGUCGCGUGUGAGGCCAUUCUGGGAACCUUGGACGGGCAGGUCCUCGGGCUGGGCAGAGAGAAACUGGCCAGGCCCCACUGCAGGCACAGCUCAGAGAGAAGGCUGGGGAAGGCCCAGAACUGCCUCGAGGGGGCCCGGCCAGGCCCAGGCCCCUCAGAAGAGGUGGGAUCUGAGAGGGCCCAGCCACAGGGCCCUGACGACCAGACCUCUCUGCCUGUGGCCCUGAGCCUGCCUGAGGUCUCAACGACUCUCCAUGGCCCCCUCACUGGCCCCCUGGUCCCCUUGGGCCCCCAACGCCGUGCCAGCACACGCUCGGACAGUGAGGAGUUCCUGACCUGCUACAGUGACCUUGUCCUGCACCGGACACCCUUGUUCCCCAAGGACCUUCCCCUGAGCGGCCUGAAGGGAAACCAACACCAAGGCCCAGCCCUGACCCCCAGCCCACCUUCAGGUGAGGCCGUCACCCCCUCAGGUAGCAGCGGCGAGCAGCCCCCAGUCCUCAAUGCAGCUCCUGAGAGCAGAAGGGUCACCAUCCCCAGCCUGCUCUGCCUGACACCAGGUCCCCAGUUGACAGGGAAGUCCUUGGACCCCGAGCCAGAAGCACAGCUGGAGCUGGCCACCCCUGGCACAGACACUGCUCCUCCAAGCGCCCCCUGUGAGAUGGACGAGCUCUGUGAGCGCCUCUCCCACCUCCUCAGACCCCCAACUCUAGCAGGACAGCCUGGGGGCUUCCCAGGCCCUGGGAUUGAGGAGAAUGGACAAUCAGAGCCUCUUGUGGGGCCAGAGCCAGCCGGUGAGGGUGGCAGCCCAGAGAGUGGGGUCACUGGGCUCUGGGGAUCUACUCAGGCCCCCUCUCAUGUCCGAGAGCCCCCCAGCACUCACUAUGUCCCCCCGGAGGGGCUGGAGAUGCCAGUUCCCACCCGAAGACGCUACCCAAGCAACAGCUGAGGAUGUCACCCCUGGAUGGUACAGGCGCAGACACCUUGACUAUGCAGAUUGCUUUUCUGCCAGGAA